AUGUGGCUGAGUCCCAGGAGAUGUAAUGCGGCCGAGGAAUCCUUGCUGGGGACCAUGGUGGCAGUUGGCGAUGACGGGAUUCCCGGGGAGUUUGGCCUGGACUUCUUGAACUGCGGUUGGGGGGCCUUGGACCCGCCCGUGAACAGAUCUGUGCUGGAGAAUGAGCGUGCUAGACCAGACAGAUUACUGGACGAAGAGGAGUCUGUCAGCUGGACCGAUCCAGACGACGCGAUCUGCGGCACAGAGCCCGCAGACGGUGUCCGCAGGGGAGUGAGUCGUAGCGUGGAAAGAGAGUUUAAAGCAGGUGGUCUGUUGUGCACCGCUGGUGGAACAGGAUGGGGCUGGGAAUGUUGGAAGUAUUGCGAUAGACUCGGUAACGAUUUCACGUAUUGGAUGUCGGAGGCGCCCGACACCAACGCUGCCGCUGCCAGUUGGGUCUGCUGGGCCUGCUGGGAUUGUUGA
Ogataea philodendri is the source of this 462-nucleotide messenger RNA. RefSeq lists its product as uncharacterized. The transcript has a single exon. NCBI's taxonomy places the organism in Eukaryota, Fungi, Ascomycota, Pichiomycetes, Pichiales, Pichiaceae. The coding region runs from base 1 to 462 and encodes 153 amino acids. The record is from RefSeq and is a predicted model, not a curated record.